Molecule: messenger RNA, 4342 nt
Organism: Catharus ustulatus (Swainson's thrush)
Lineage: Eukaryota; Metazoa; Chordata; Aves; Passeriformes; Turdidae
Gene: ENOX2
Product: ecto-NOX disulfide-thiol exchanger 2
Exons: 15
Coding region: 244-2046 (600 amino acids)
Biological process (GO): ultradian rhythm
Cellular component (GO): plasma membrane; external side of plasma membrane
Molecular function (GO): RNA binding; protein-disulfide reductase activity
Source: RefSeq, a predicted model, not a curated record
CUCCUCCCAGCCGGGGAAUUUUGUGGAGGGCCUGGAGAACCUCGUGGGAGCCGUCCGGAUUUCGGGAAGGCUGGCGGGGACACCCGCAGGGCUCCGGGUUUAAGCCACCUGUCCUUUAACCCUGCCAGCACUGAGUCCCUGGGGCUGGACAGCCCAGCUGAGGAUGGCAGUGACCCGGGGAAGAGGAAGAGGAGCAGCAUUCCCCCAGAUGGUGGCAGAAAUCUGAGCCUGGAGUCCAUUCUGAUGGGAUUGCCAAUGUCCGACCCGAGCGCCUGGGCCACGGCCAUGAACAACCUGGGCAUGGCUCCCAUGGGCAUGACAGGACAGCCCCUCCUGCCUGAUUUUGACCCUGCUCUUGGGAUGAUGACUGGAAUCCCCCCGAUCAACCCCAUGAUGCCAGGCCUGGGGAUUGUGCCACCUCCCAUCCCUCCAGACAUGCCAGCCGUGAAGGAGAUCAUCCACUGCAAGAGCUGCACUCUGUUUCCCCCCAACCCACAUCUUCCCCCUCCAGCCACGAGAGAGAGGCCCCCAGGCUGCAAGACAGUGUUUGUAGGAGGGCUGCCAGAGAAUGGGACAGAGCAGAUCAUCAUGGAGGUGUUUGAGCAGUGUGGGGAGGUCAUCGCCAUCCGCAAGAGCAAGAAGAACUUCUGCCACAUCCGCUUUGCUGAGGAGUUCAUGGUGGACAAGGCACUUUACCUGUCUGGGUACCGCAUCCGGCUGGGCUCCAGCACGGACAAGAAGGACACGGGCAGGCUGCACGUGGACUUUGCGCAGGCGCGGGAUGAUCUGUACGAGUGGGAGUGCAAGCAGCGCAUGCUGGCGCGCGAGGAGCGGCACCGGCGCCGCCUGGCCGAGGAGCGCUUCCGCCCGCCCUCGCCGCCCCCCGUCGUGCACUACUCCGACCACGAGUGCAGCGUGGUGGCCGAGAAGCUCAAAGAUGACACCAAGUUCUCAGAAGCCAUCCAGACCUUGCUGACCUGGAUAGAACGUGGGGAAGUGAACAGGAGAACUGCCAACAACUUCUACUCCAUGAUCCAGUCAGCCAACAGCCACAUCCGCAGGCUGGUCAACGAGAAGGCAGCUCACGAGAAGGAGAUGGAAGAGGCUAAAGAGAAGUUCAAGCUGGCUCUCUCAGGGAUCCUGGUGCAGUUCGAGCAGAUAGUGGCCGUGUACCAUUCUGCCUCCAAACAAAAGGCUUGGGACCAUUUCACGAAAGCUCAGCGUAAGAACAUCAGCGUGUGGUGCAAACAAGCAGAGGAGAUCCGUAACAUCCACAAUGAUGAGCUGAUGGGCAUUCGGAGGGAGGAGGAGAUGGAAAUGUCUGAUGAAGAAAUAGAGGAUCCAUCAGAGAUGAAAGAAACAGAAGAGUCAGCGCUGGUGUCACAGGUGGAGGCGCUGAAGGAGGAGAACGACAGCCUGCGCUGGCAGCUGGACGCCUACCGCAACGAGGUGGAGCUGCUCAAGCAGGAGCAGGGCAAGGCCUCCAGGGACGAGGACACCACCAAGGAGCAGCAGAUGAAGCUCCUCCAGCAGGCUCUGCAGGGCAUGCAGAAGCAUCUUUUGAAAGUCCAAGAGGAGUACAAAAAGAGAGAAGCUGAGUUGGAAAAAGUGAAAGAAGACAAACUGAAAGUAGAAACGUUGCUAGAAAACCUGAAGGAGCAGCAGAGCAUGGCAGAUGAAGAGGACAAGGAGGUAGAUGUAGCUGACUGCCAAGGGAAUGAGAGCAGCACAUCCCGAGUUUGUGCCUGCAACCAGGAGAAAGAAUGUCCUGUGGAGAAGAGCUUGAGCAACAGCCCUGUGAAAUCUGAACGGGAAGUUCUAUUGGUUGGGAUAAUUUCAACCUUUCUCCACGUGCAUCCCUUUGGGGCCAGCAUUGAGUACAUCUGCUCCUACCUGCAGCGCCUGGACAGCAAGAUCUGCACUGCUGAGGUGGAAGUUCUCAUGACAAGGCUGCAGAACACGUUCCGCCAGGAGCUCAGCGGGGUUGGGGCCAGCCUGGAGAAGAGGUGGAAGUUUUGUGGCUUUGACGGGUUGAAAAUGACUUGAGCCCUGACUUCACUCUGGAAGCAGUGGGAUGUGGAUGCUGAGAAAACCUGGGAUGCUCCUCCCUGUGUUCUGAUGAUUCCCUCACACCACAGCCUCCGGGGACAAAGUAAAAGUGAAACCAAGUCCAGAGCACCACUGGAAGAACCUCCAAGUUCUGCAGCUCCUUUGAUCAGUUAUUUGUUAAUGGGCAGGUGCUGUUCAAUAUAUUUGGGGGAAAAAAGCUCUUGCCUGACCCUUUGAUGCACAGUGUGUAGACUCUGUGUUCUGCCAAUGUUGUAUGUGCUUGUGUGCCCAAAUUCCUCUUCAACCUUCUUUCUGCUAGGAGCAGCCACAGACUGUCCUGAAGCAACAACAAAGGGGCAUCUUCUCAUCUUCUGGUUUCUAGGUCACCAAAAGGGGAAAAAAAAGAGGCAUUUUUUAGAUAUUUCUAUGAGUGAAAACCAAGGUAUGUUUAAACAGAAGAUUUAGAUGGCUCAGGGGCCUCUGAGCCAAGGAAUUGGGGUUUUUUUUGUGCUGUUUUCUCUGCAGUUAAGCUGAGGUGGGGGCAGAGGGAGAUUCUGACAGUGCCACUCGUGCUCUGGGUCAGUUUGUACAGAAUCUUUUAAUAGGAAAAGUGUUCCAUUUUCUGGGGGUGUGGAUGGAGCAGAGCUAUAUCAACCUGGCUUUUGGUGAUUUUUACCACCCAGUUCCUCCCCCCACUUUGCUUUGGAGCCCAAGCUGAAGCAGCACAGACUCCUCUGCUCCUGCACCUUGCCAGCACUGUUGCUCACGUUCCCAGUGCAUGCCAGGCUCCUGCCCAGCUGUGCAGAGGUGCAAGGUGGCACAGCUCAGCCCUUCCCAGCAGCCUGCCCAGAGCCCUCUGCAUCCUGCCCACAGCAUCCCCCAUUCCCAACCUGGUGUCACCUGCAGAGCUCAGUGUUCCUGUUCUGCACAUCCCAGAUGUUCCGAGCACAGCUGUCCCAGUUCCAACCCCUCCUGUUUGCUCCCCAUGCCCCAGGUGUUGGUGCCCUUCACUUGGGCUACUGAUCCCCCCUCAUCUUUGGGGGAGAGGCCCCAGUUCCUGUGUUCCUGUUCUCAGGCAUUUCCCCAAUGUGUGACAUUCCCCAACGCUGGUGCCAUCCUGCCAGGUGCUUUUCCACCCUGUGCCAUGCCAGGGUGGUGCCCAGGUGAGUACAGGGACGUUUCUGGGGUUUUCUGUGUGCCUGCCACAGACACCUGGUGUUGUGUGAACCAAUUCCUCAUCCAAAAUUCCACUGGUGACACCAGGCUUGGAGCCAGGUCUUGACCUGCUGGCUCCGUUUCUUCCCUCCCCAUUCCCUGCAGUGGGAGGGGUAGAGGAGAGCACCCCCUGUGCUCCUGCUCCCUUCCCCCCUCAUCCCAAGGCCCUGAGGUCUCCCCAGAUCCCUUGGAUUUCUCCCUGCACCUUCGUCCUCCAGCCCAGAUGAACCAUCCUCCUCCUCCUCCUUCUCCUCGUUGUUGCUGCCACUGACACCAGUUCUCCCUGGGCACUGAGGUGGUCACAGAGGAGACACCUCUGCUGUGCCAGGUGGCAUUGUGGCACCUGUGCCACUCUGGGCACAACCAGGGUCCCUUGGUGUGUACUCAGUGAGAGCUCUCCUUGGGAAGAUCAGGGGAGAAACUUCAGGAGCCAGGACAACUCCAGAGCCCUGAGAACAGCUGUGGCUGGAGCAGCCCAGAGCCAGGGAAGGCUCCAGGGACCAGUGGAGCCAGGGGGGAUCAUUGGGGCCAGGGGGAUCAGUGAGAUCACAGGGCUGGGCUCCCCAGCGUGGCAGCUCCUGCAGCACAAGCACUCGCUGGCUCCCAGGUUUUGCUGGCUGUGGGCUGGGGCUGGGGCACCGUGGGCAGCCAGAGCCCCCUCCUGGCGGCUGAGAGGGCUGGGGCUGCUGGAGAGACUGGGCAGGUUGUUCCAUGGGGCAGCAGGAGGGACAGGAGCCAGGAGCUGUGGAGCAAUGGCUAGUGCUGUGAAAGUGAGUCAGGGCUAGAGCACCCCAGGUCCUGCUGCUUCCCCUUCCAGGACCUUUCCAGAGGGGCUGAGGUUUCUUCCAGGAGGAAUCCAUCCUGCAGAUGGGCUGCUGAGGUGACAGCCAGGGGUGGGUGGCACAGACCUUCCCUUGGGACUGGGCUGUUCCCACCUGGGCUGUUGCUCUGCCUGCUCCCAACACUGAGCACUUGCUACACUGGGAGCAGAUAAAAACCCUUUAAAAAUGUUCUAAAGAGUUGUGUCGCUGCAGAUGAAUGCUGUAUUUUUAAGGAAUAAACAUUUUUUAUGGGCAAA